Fulvia fulva is the source of this 1560-nucleotide messenger RNA. RefSeq names its product MFS transporter prlL. Gene Ontology annotation, molecular function: transmembrane transporter activity. The record is from RefSeq and is a predicted model, not a curated record. Gene Ontology annotation, biological process: transmembrane transport. Bases 1 to 1560 code for a protein of 519 amino acids. The transcript has 9 exons. Gene Ontology annotation, cellular component: membrane. Lineage: Eukaryota; Fungi; Ascomycota; Dothideomycetes; Mycosphaerellales; Mycosphaerellaceae.
AUGUCUAACGAGAAAGAUACCACAAAGGCAGACAACAUCCUCGCAGCGCCCAAAGUCGAAGCCACAGCGCUCCGCUCCCACUCCAUCGACGAACAUGCCCAAGAUGUGGCUGGUUACGACCACGACCUCAUGUCCGCACGGACUCUCCUCUCCUACGAAGAAGAACGAAAGCUCCUGCGACGAGUCGAUUGGCACCUCAUGCCCCUCUGCGCGUUAAUUUUCAUGGUGAAGAACAUCGACGCCAACAAUGCUGCCAAUGCUCGCAUCAUGAAUCGCGGCACUUCGAGGAACAUCCUGACAGAAUUGGGCAUGACGGGGGACGAGUAUAAUUUUGUGAGUACGGUUUAUUUUAUUCCAUUCAUUGUUUUUGAGAUUCCGAGCAACCUGGUUAUGAAGAAGAUGUUGCCGAGUCGGUUUCAGAGUGACCUGGGGCAUUGCCCUAGCAUUUCAUGCUGCUGUAUCGUCGAAGAAUGGCUUGUAUAUGCGAGGUUCUUCCUGGGGUUGUGUGAGGCGGGAAUGUUUCCCGGGAUCAUUUUGCAGCUGACGUAUUGGUAUCGGGCUGAUGAGAUGACGAUGCGGCUUUUGAUCUACUGCUCCUUGGAGUUCUUUGCCAACGUCGUCAGUGCUGUGUUGGCUUUCGGCUUCGACCACAUAUCUGGACGGGGAGGGCUGUCAGGAUGGCAAUGGUUCUUCUUAGUCGAAGGGGUGAUCACGAUUGCAUUCGGCGCCCUACUGUGGUUCGUCCUCCCAGACUUCCCAGAACAAGCCAAAUGGCUCAGCGACAAGGAGAAAGCCUUUCUCCAGGCUCGACUUCCGGCCAACGCACCACGAUCAAGUGAGAUGAACUUCAACUGGAGAGAGGUUAUUGAAACACUCAAAGAUCAACGCCUCUGGCUUUUCACUCUGGUCUUCAUCGCUAAGACCGUGGGCGCUUCUGAUCUCACUUUCUACCUACCCACCAUCGUCGCCGACCUGGGACUCACCUCCAUCGCCGAAUCCCAGCUCCUGACAAUCCCCGCCUCAGUCCUGCCCAUAAUCCUCAUCGCAAUCGCCUCACUCCUCACCACCCGCUUCAACAUCCCCCUCCCGUUAAUCCCUCUAACCUACAUGACCAUAACCCUCGCCAUGUACGCCAUCCUCCACACCUACCCCAACAACGGCGGUGUCUACGCCGCAACCAUCAUCGCCGGCGGUCUCGGCAACGCCUGGUAUCCCUCCAUGUGGCCGUGGCGUCUUCAGACCACCUCCAAGGCUACGGGGAACGCUUUCGCUAUUGCGUUUACGAACUCGCUAGGGGGUAUUGGGAGCUUGAUUGGACCACAGAUCUUUCGGAUGAAGUAUGCGCCGAAGUAUGGGGUGAGCUUUGCGGUGGCGAUGGCGUUUACGGGGUUCUGUGUAGUUAUGACGGGGUGGACUUGGUGGGUUACGAGGCUUACGGAGAGGAGGACGAGGGAGAUUAGGAGAGAGAGGAUGAAGGCUGGGUUGAAAGGGGAGGUUGUGUUGGGGGAUGUGGAUAUUGGAGCAGAUUUGGAGAGGAAGCGGAGAAGGGGUGAUGCGUAG